AUGGAGAUCAUUCGUAAAUGUACGUCCACGGACAGCCGUCGGUCCUACCAGUGCAUCAAAUUCCUGGUCCAUCUGUCCAACAAAUGCUCCAUGGCCAAAGAGUAUCUGAUGACCAUCUCGGUCCGGUGGCAGUGGGCGGUCAACUGGCUCAAGAAAAAGAUGAGUGAGCACUACUGGACGCCUCAGAAUGUCUCCAACGAAUCCAGCACGGGACGGUCCUUCCAACGCACCAUGAGCGCUCAGGACACGCUGGCCGAAGCCACCGCGCUGUUGGAUGAGCUCAACACGCGUGACGAUGACGGUGAACACAUCGAGAACGACGAAGAGGAGGAGGAGUACGUCGAGGGCGACUCCAACACCAAGAUGGAGGUCAACGGGUCGUCAGAGGGGUCAGAGGUCAAUGGGAAUGAAGACAGCUCAGAGUCUUCCAAGACGUUGGUUCAGGACGACGUGGGCGACUUGGACGACAUUGAUACAUAACGGCUUUUUUUUUUUUCUGUUUCAGAAUUUGUAGCCAAUAGAAGAUGGUUCCUUACUCCUGGGGUCAUAAGUCAGAGGUCAUCACAGGUCAGAUUAAAGGAAACCAAGGGC
Patiria miniata (bat star) is the source of this 591-nucleotide messenger RNA. Its product is annotated as ubiquitin carboxyl-terminal hydrolase 24-like. The record is from RefSeq and is a predicted model, not a curated record. The transcript has 3 exons. NCBI's taxonomy places the organism in Eukaryota, Metazoa, Echinodermata, Asteroidea, Valvatida, Asterinidae. Bases 1 to 480 code for a protein of 159 amino acids.